AACCGAUAUCCGCUGCGGUUUGACUCAAAUGCUGUUGAACUGAUCGCAGCAACAGUGUGCGGAGACAGACCAUUCAGAAAAGUCUUCGCACUUCUGGUCAUUAUGAACAAGCUCGCCGACAUAAACGCGUUGAUUGAUGAUGGAGUUUCAGACAAAACUCUACCCUUGUCAAUGCUACCUGAAUCGUGCUCGACAAAUACCUUUCAGUUGGGUAGUAAUCGCACUUCGAAGAAAUCCAUUCGACAACUGGAGUGUUUCGCCAAAUGGGACGCAAUAGAUGUCUGGACUUUUGAAGAGUGGCAAUGGACUACCCUGAGCCCUGUCCUUGAACGUGGGGGACGCAGGAACGUCAAGCAUCUCAUCAUUCGAGACGAAGUGCCACUUCCAUUCACAGAUGACAGUCGAUAUAGCUCCGAUGCACAUACCCUCAUCCAAGGAGGAUUUAGUACUGUGUCCAAGGUUCAUAUACACCCCGCCAACCAUCGCUUUCAGGGCCCUGAGAAUGUUCAUAACGAUCACUUCGCGGUGAAAUGUCUUUCUUCAAGGACGAGACAAGAUUUUAAACAAGAGGUGGACAUGCUCAUGACCUACAGUGGCGACACUCAUCCGCAUUUAAUCUCACUCUUGGCGACAUACGAGCAGUAUCAAAUGUUCUAUUUGAUAUUCCCAUGGGCUGAAGCCGAUCUACAGUGUUAUUUAGAAAGAAUAAAUCCACAUCCGAAAAUGGACUACCCAACUGUCCAGUGGUUAGCACAGCAAUGUCAUGGCUUCGCUAGCGGCCUCUGUCAAUUACAUCGGCAUCAAACAACCUAUGUCAGCAACGCAUGGUCAGAUAAUGAAACAAAAAGCUCAGAGACGCACGAAAUUGGGCGGACGACCCAAGUUCAACUAUAUGGCCGGCACGGAGAUAUUAAGCUUCAGAAUAUACUGUGGUUCUGUGACCCGAAGAAAAGCGGUGACAGGGGAGUUUUGAAGAUCACUGACUUCGGUUUAGCUGAGUUUAAAACAAGUCCUGCAAGAUUAUAUAGAGGAGCGAGCCGGAUGAAGUUCAGUCCUCCGUAUCAGCCACCCGAGUGCAACACACCAGGUGGUCGUGUAGGUCAAUCUCACGAUAUUUGGUCAUUAGGAUGCCUCUAUCUGGAGCUUAUUGCUUGGUUGCUGGGGGGCUGGGAAUUGGUCAAGAGUUUUCAGAGUGCUCGAGAAAGUACUGACCCGGAGUACUACGCCAAAGCUAUCAAUGGUACCUUUUUCACCAUCAUCCCAGGCGGUGGAGAUGGCUUGGGCGUAGCUGUAGUGAAGCCUGCAGUAAAGCAGUUUAUCGAUUCUCUUCACAGCCAUGCAGCCUGUUCCGAGUAUCUGCAUAAGUUCCUGGACCUAAUUGAGACAGAUAUGUUGAUCAUAAAAUCAACCAAUCCAAUCGAAAUGAGGAGAAUUGGAAUACCGGAACUCAACGUUCAAUUAGGCGCACUUUAUCGUCAGGUAUGUGGCGAUGCCACAUUCGCAACCACAGCGGCAACACGGAACCUGCAGGACACCUGACAGCAUCUCCGCCCUGUUAUUUUGGCCGUUUCUCCCAGGUCUAGUCUCUUAUAUAUACAAGUCUUCCUUUAG
Molecule: messenger RNA, 1611 nt
Organism: Diaporthe batatas
Lineage: Eukaryota; Fungi; Ascomycota; Sordariomycetes; Diaporthales; Diaporthaceae
Exons: 3
Coding region: 103-1539 (478 amino acids)
Biological process (GO): peptidyl-threonine phosphorylation; peptidyl-serine phosphorylation
Molecular function (GO): ATP binding; protein serine/threonine kinase activity
Source: RefSeq, a predicted model, not a curated record